UUACCUGGCGAAUGGCAAGUUUAGGUUAGGUAGCAUGUCAGCUGGGGAGAAGAGUGUCCUGAGAGAAACGCCGGUGGAACAGGGUGGAAAAGCGUCCCUCCUGGCUCCGGGGGUGGACGGCACGCUUCUGCGAACGUUCCUCCUUAUCACCUGCGUGAAGGUUCUCCUAAUUCCUACCUAUCACUCUACUGAUUUCGAGGUGCACCGCAAUUGGCUCGCCAUCACGCACAGUUUGCCUCUGCGAGAAUGGUACGUGAACUCGCUGUCUCCCUGGACCCUCGACUAUCCGCCUCUGUUCGCGUGGUUCGAGUAUUGCCUCAGCCAGGUGGCUGUGCUCUUCGACCCGGAGAUGGUCAGAGUGGAGAAUCUGAAUUACGCAUCACUCGCCACCAUAUAUUUCCAGAGAGGCACUGUCAUAUUCACCGAUGUGGUAUUGGCAUAUGGAGCGAGAGAAGCAAGCAGAACGUUUUGCAAAUCCGCGAGCAGCUGCGCAGCUUUCAUAUUUCUAUCGCUGUGUAACGCGGGGCUGUUGAUAGUGGAUCACAUACAUUUCCAAUACAAUGGUUUUCUGCUUGGCGUGUUGCUGAUAUCCCUGGCGAACGUCUCGAGGAUUGGUGAGCAGACUUCAGUACUGCGAGGUGCCGCGUGGUUCGCCGUUUUACUCAAUCUGAAACAUCUGUACCUGUACGUGGCACCAGCGUACACCAUCUGGUUACUGAAGUCAUAUUGCCUGAACAGCAACAAAUUCUUCAGACGAUUAUUUACACUUGGAUUCAUCGUUCUGACCAUCUUGGCGGUGUCCUUCGGCCCUUUCAGUGCUCAGUUACCACAGGUAAUUUCCCGUUUGUUUCCGUUCAAAAGGGGCUUGGUACAUUCGUACUGGGCUGCGAAUGCUUGGGCUCUAUACAUAGCCGUGGAGAAAAUCCUGUCCGUGAUAUGGAAGAAUCUGGGAUGGUUGCGAGACGCUAAGUCUGCAGUGAUGACGGGCGGUCUGGUGCAAGAGCAGAGUUUCCUCAUAUUACCCACUCCGACGCCAGUUGUCACGUUUCUUCUCAUUUUUGUGGCGAUGGUCCCUGCGUUGUGGUGCCUGCUCUUUAAGAAGGCCUACAUGAAUUCGAAGUGUUUCGUCAGGUGCGUUAUAAUAUGCGCGUUGAGCUCGUUCAUGCUCGGCUGGCACGUGCACGAGAAAGCGAUACUGACUGCGAUCAUUCCUCUGUGCAUCCUCGCAGUGACGGACGCGGGAGACGCACGGAUAUUUAUAAUUUUAAGCAAUGCUGGAUACACUGCUCUUUUGCCGCUGCUGUAUCCUGCUAAUUUAUUUCUCUUAAAAUUAUUAUUGUCUCUGGCACACGUGCUUUCGUCGAUUCUGGUGUUGACUAAUCAACACGGCGAGCCUCUAUUGCGAUUGCACGAAAAGCUAUACCUAAUACCGCUACCGUUAAUCACGAUCUAUGAAGUAGUGCUGCACAAAUCGUUGUUUGGUGAAAAGUUGCCGUUUCUACCGUUGGCGUUUACUUCCGUAUAUUGCGCAAUUGGAAUAACUUAUUGCUGGCUAUCGUACUAUUACAUGUAUCUGCGACAUAGCAACGAUGUCGAAGCAGCAGAAAGCAAAUUGAAACGCCGAUCGAAAGACAAGCUAUCUUAAGAAGCACGGUCGCUCCUCUCGAAAGAUUUGUAUAUAUUUUAAUAACAAAAUAAAACAUUUAUAUUGCAUAA
Molecule: messenger RNA, 1716 nt
Organism: Ooceraea biroi (clonal raider ant)
Lineage: Eukaryota; Metazoa; Arthropoda; Insecta; Hymenoptera; Formicidae
Gene: xit
Product: ALG6/ALG8 family glucosyltransferase xit
Biological process (GO): dolichol-linked oligosaccharide biosynthetic process; protein N-linked glycosylation
Cellular component (GO): endoplasmic reticulum membrane
Molecular function (GO): dolichyl pyrophosphate Glc1Man9GlcNAc2 alpha-1,3-glucosyltransferase activity
Source: RefSeq, a predicted model, not a curated record